UCAAUCCUAACCAGUCUUGAUCAUCACUUACUGAGAAUAUCUUGGUCUUUUGGCCGCGGGUCCACCGUUUCGUUUACACAAUCGUUUAAUUAGACUUCUAUCAUUUCAAAUUUGUCGUUUUGUCGGAAGCAACGACUUUUUAAAAUCAUGAACAAAUACUUUGCUAUCGUACUUUUGGUCGCGGCUGUGGUUGUCGCCGAAGAAGAGGAACGACCAAAAACAUUCAGGAGACUCAUCCCUGCUGAUGUUCUUCGUGACUUCCCGGGGAUGUGUUUUGCAUCAACUAAGUGCGCAACAGUAGAACCAACAAAAAGCUGGGAAUUGUCACCAUUCUGCGGUCGUUCUACAUGUGUCCCGUCUGACGAUGACUCAGGAAGACUCUUUGAGUUGGUCGAAGACUGCGGACCUUUGCCAAAGGCCAACCCCAAGUGCAAGCUCUCUGAGAAGACCAACAAGACCGCAAGCUUCCCUGACUGCUGUCCGAUCUUUGAAUGCGAAGAAGGUGCGAAACUCGAGUACCCCGAAAUUCCAACCGUUCCACCACCACCAUCUGAAGCAGAAGCUAAACCCGAAGUCGCCAAAGUAUGAUUUGAUAAACUUGGAAUCAUCUCUGUAAAUUUAUAAUAAAUAAAAAAAUUAAAAAAAAAAUUAACAUAAUCGGUCGACGUAACGCGAACGUGAUUUUAUUUCUAAGUUUUUGUCACUGUACUAGCGUAAAAAAAAAUUAAAUCGUCUAAACGUCACUCCGAUUUUAAAAAUUAUAAAGAAAUAAAUAACAAUUUAUAAGUUUGUAAAUAUUAUACAAUCUACGAAAUUAAUUAUUAUUAAUUUUAUAUUGACGAUACUGCUGCUGCAAAAAAUUAAUAUGACGAAGAUUAACAAAUUAGUUGGAUUUAAAAUGGCACCAACACCACAAUUACUACACCGUCUUACCAUAGAUUUAUUGUAAAGCUUUCUUUUGCAUAAACUAGCAUCAGGAAAUUAUUUCAGCACCCAAACACAUGCACGAUAUUUUUCUCGUGGCAUAAAACAUUAUUUUCAAUUCGUAUAUUAUAUAUAUAAUUACAUCUAUUAAAAAAAUGUGUGAUUUGUAAUUAUAAUACAAUUGUAUACUGUUAAUAAUACUUAUUUAAUACAA
Microplitis mediator is the source of this 1138-nucleotide messenger RNA. RefSeq lists its product as uncharacterized. Lineage: Eukaryota; Metazoa; Arthropoda; Insecta; Hymenoptera; Braconidae. The transcript is spliced from 2 exons. The record is from RefSeq and is a predicted model, not a curated record. Bases 148 to 588 code for a protein of 146 amino acids.